UCGUCAGCGGCAAAUGGAGCUCGCGCUUUCUUUAAAUCGUCGGAGUGUCUCUUUCACUGUGAUCAGUUUGGAGAGUAAAACCGGAGCUGACGCGAGCACAUUCGUGUAUGAAGUAGGCCAUCGGCCUUGAGUAUCGAACCCUCAAACACUUUCUCUCUGCUUCGCCUCAUUCCCUUCCCAUUCGCGUGCCCUCUUUUUGCGCCCACUGUCAGAUGAUCCCUUCAGUUAUCAUUUCACUAUAAAUACAGCGGUUCUGCCCUUUCCUUGCUUUUCUCUCACAGAGUGAAGCAGGAGAUGCAUCGAAGAAGGCCAUCGGUUUUUAGUCGUAGUUGAGGCAGAGCAUCUAUAUGCUAUGAAGAGUUUGAGGCAAUGGCCUGUGGUUUUUGCUCUUGGAAAUGAAAGAUAGGCAGCGUUGGAGAGCUGAAGAGGACACUUUAUUACGUGCAUAUGUGAAGCAGUAUGGUCCGAAAGAGUGGAACCUUGUUUCGCAGCGUAUGAAUACUCCCCUAAACAGGGAUGCCAAAUCGUGCUUAGAAAGGUGGAAGAAUUACCUCAAACCUGGCAUCAAGAAGGGAUCACUUACCGAGGAAGAGCAGCAUCUUGUAAUCCGCCUUCAAGCCAAGCACGGCAACAAGUGGAAAAAGAUUGCAGCUGAGGUGCCGGGACGUACUGCAAAGAGACUAGGCAAGUGGUGGGAAGUGUUCAAAGAAAAACAGCAGAGGGAGAAGAAGGAAAACAGCAAGAGAAUUGAGCCUAUUGAGGAGGGAAAGUAUGACAGGAUUCUGGAGACUUUUGCUGAGAAGUUAGUGAAUGAGCGUCCUCCAUUACUUGUCAUGGCCACUUCCAAUGGUGGCUUUCUUCAUACUGACCCAAUUGCAGCUGCAACCCCACCUGCCCAUGCAACUGCACCAACUGUACUUCCAUCAUGGCUUUCUAAUCCCAGUGGCACUUCCACUGUUAGGCCACACUCUCCUUCCGUAACCCUUAGCCUCUCACCUUCAACUGUUGCACCCACUCCUCCAAUCCCAUGGUUGCAGCCCGAUCGGGGAUCAGAAAAUACUCUUGUUUUGGGAAGUUUGCCUCAAGGAGUGAUCCCUCCUUGUGGAGAGACCAUUAUCAUAUCUGAGCUAGUUGAGUGCUGCAGAGAUUUGGAAGAAGGACAGCGCACCUGGGCUGCUCAUAAGAAGGAAGCGGAUUGGAGGUUAAGAAGGGUAGAGUUGCAGCUUCACUCAGAGAAAGCAUCCAGGAGGCGAGAGAAGAUGCAAGAGAUAGAGUCGAAGGUUAAGGCUCUUAUGGAAGAGCAGAAGGCUUCUCUGGAUAUGAUUGAAGCAGAAUACAAGGAACAAUCAGCUGCAUUAAGGAGGGAUGCUGAAGCCAAGGAGCAGAAAUUGGCUGAGCAAUGGGCUGCAAAGCACUUGCGUCUUACCAAGUUUCUUGAGCAGAUGGGAUGCAGAACCAGGGCAGCUGAACCAAAUGGCCGGUGAGUUUACCUAAGAUAUUCUUGCUCGUUUAUGUGAUGAUGAAAUCUGAAGCUUGAAGUUCAAACUUCUAUUUAUGGCCUUGCCGCUCAAAGUUCUAUUUAUAGCUGCUUGUUAUAUCUACUGAUGGAACAUUGCAUGAAGUGUCGGAGCAUCAGCUGAACUAAUUCGACCUUCUAAAAGUAGUUAACUAGUAAUCAUAGCUAUAUUGCAGUUGUUGUUUACUUGUUUUGGAUCCUUGCAUUUGGGCGGCCAAAUAAAGGGCUUGCAGAUUUACCUAUAUGAAUGAGCAUGUGAAAUACAACCACACGGCAUUUAACUCGCGUGCCUUGCAACGAUACUUACAUAUUUUAUGCUGCGUGAAGAUAGUUACGAGGAGGAUGUAUCAUGUAUCCCUUUAUGGGUGCUAUCUGGUUGCAAGCUAUUCAGUAGGUGGUGCUGAAGUAUUUAUACAGUCUUGUAUCAUAAAUUUGACGCAUUUAUCUACUUUUUUGGUCAAGUUUGCAUCAAUGGGACUGUGUCUCCACCUUCAGUUUGUCUGCAAUGGGGAAUAUUGGUUACCUCAACAGUUUGUGCCUUCUUUUUUAUAGCAUGCACUGAUUUUCUUAAGCCUGGAGUUUGUGCUCUCUGUUCUAAGGGUUACCCUUCUUGUGCUUCCA
Messenger RNA from Tripterygium wilfordii, 2137 nucleotides. RefSeq names its product transcription factor AS1-like. The record is from RefSeq and is a predicted model, not a curated record. NCBI's taxonomy places the organism in Eukaryota, Viridiplantae, Streptophyta, Magnoliopsida, Celastrales, Celastraceae. The transcript is spliced from 3 exons. Bases 396 to 1484 code for a protein of 362 amino acids.